UAUCAACAAGGAUUUUUUUAAAGAAGUAUGGCUUUCAUUAGUUAAUUAUUCAAGAGGCCGAGCUUGCGCUCGACUCAUCAUUGGCUAUCGUGAAUAAAUCAAUCGGUACUUGGUUAAUUACCUUAGAAUCACCAACUACCAGAGACCCAACUUCGUAUUUGCUCAGCAAUCUGCUAUAAUGGAAGGCACCAAAAUCUACACAGCUUACGUCAACAACGUUCACCUUAGAUUUGGUCAGCACCUCCGAUGUGCCGUCAACGUUUUACUUGACAUACGGCAACAAACAGCAGGUUUGAGACGAGAUCUGUCUAUACAAGUUAUGGAUGAUGAUGAAAUCAAGCACUGCAUCCGUCAAGACAUCAUUCUACCAGCACAGAUAUUCAAGCAGGCUAUUUCGCAGCAAACUAUAGAUAUGGAACAACCCCCUCAAGAACGUAUUUACAUGGAAGCUCUCGAAGCUCUUCAGCCUGUUUUUGAUACUUAUAAUGAAGGCUACAGCUUUGGCCAACAGGGACUUUAUUAUGAUAUCAAGCGUAACCUUGUCAACCACCUUAAGGCCUUCUAUCAACUUUCUCGUCUUUUUGAACAUCUUGGUUUGCCCGUCUUCAAUUGUUUUCCUCUCCGACGCUCAUGGUCUCCUUGUUACGUUACUAUCGACAGCAAGAUUCUUUGCCAAAACGUCCUGGGAAUUCGAUGGCCUAAUGCUGUCGAUAAACUGGACUACUAAUGCCGAGUUAUCAACCUUGAUUCAAAAGCCUUCAAG
Rhizopus microsporus ATCC 52813 is the source of this 763-nucleotide messenger RNA. RefSeq lists its product as uncharacterized. Lineage: Eukaryota; Fungi; Mucoromycota; Mucoromycetes; Mucorales; Rhizopodaceae. The transcript has a single exon. The record is from RefSeq and is a predicted model, not a curated record. Bases 179 to 727 code for a protein of 182 amino acids.